Gryllus bimaculatus (two-spotted cricket) is the source of this 843-nucleotide messenger RNA. Lineage: Eukaryota; Metazoa; Arthropoda; Insecta; Orthoptera; Gryllidae. The record is from the annotation of a GenBank genome assembly.
AUGAAUCUGUUAGAAAAAACAACACAGGGUGCGCAGCGGGGCGGCGCCAGAUGGCAGGCCCUGGCCGAGGAGCGCAUGGACUCUAGCGGCGUUUCUCGGCGGUCCACUCGCAGUGUUGCCCUGACCUUGCGGAGGGACACGACUGGACCUACACUGCGAGGGAUCGCGUGCGGGAACGAUCGUCCGAACCUAAAGUGGCUGGCUGAGCUACUACAAGUCGCCACUCACUGCUUGCCGCUUACCCGCCCGCCCGUUCCUUCUCACGAAGACUUGACUGACCGCUGGGUUGAAGGUUCCACAGUGCAACUUUAUGAUAUUUUCCAGGGCGCGGGGCCCCUAAGCAUCCGUUUAUUGUCUUAUAGUUAUUCUUGGAUUUCUAGUUCUUUCCGGAUCCCUCUAUUUCGACAUGAUCAAAAAUCAUCGAGCAUACUUGUUUUAAGUAUCAAGAACUCAAAGUACCAAAGUAGAAUUUCCACAUGGGCGUUUGCAGAACACUAUCGUAUCCGCUUUCGUAUUUCCAUGAAAAGAGAAAUGGAAAUACAAAAACGGUCGCUGGGGCCUCCGCACCCUAUUCGUAAGGACUUGGUCGCUUUGUCGGACGCUUCCGGACGAGAGGCCAGCGACCGGAGGCAGGGCCGGGCAGGGGCGAGAGCCUUCGCCGCCCCGCCCCUCCCCACCCCACCCUCGAGCGUAACGAGCCCUGCAGCAGCCAAUUCGUGGGCCAGCAGCCCUCGCCCAGGGGCCCUUGGCGGCCGAGGUCUGAGCAGUAGAAUCACGUUCUUGACAUUGAUACGAAGUGAAGGGAGGUAUACAUUGCAAUAUUACUACAGACAGGAUAGAUGA